Messenger RNA from Symbiodinium natans, 3054 nucleotides. NCBI's taxonomy places the organism in Eukaryota, Dinophyceae, Suessiales, Symbiodiniaceae. The record is from the annotation of a GenBank genome assembly.
AUGAAAGGAGUACAUUGUGCUUCUCUCCUGAUACUCCGCUUCUCUUUGCCUGCAGCAGAGCAGUGCGGGACCAUCGGAUGCUGGCGAUGCGAUGUCCAUGGUGCGUGCAUUCAAUGUUGGCAAUCAUGGAAGCUGGUGAAAGGAGCUGGAACCUGUGAGAUGUGUGGCGUUACCGGGCGAUGUUCUGAUGGGUGCGCCAGUGGAUACGUUGAGGAUCCUGAUGAGCUGGGUUCCUGCAAGGCGUGCGCAGACAACUGCGCUGGGUGUGCAUUGUCUGGUCCGGGGAAGUGCGAUCCUGGCAUGUGCCGUCCUGGCUUUACUGUAGCAUCUGGAGGCUGUACAGCCUGUGUCAAGAACUGCGCCGAGUGCACUGACUUGAGGACAUGCUCGCUAUGCACACAUGGCUACACCCUCAGCGCGGAUGCUUCGUCAUGCCUGCCAUGCGGCCGCUUCUGCAACAAUUGUACCAGCCCAAGUCGAUGCAGAGCAGGCGGGUGCUGGGAACGUUUUGGUGUGGACAGUGCAGGCGAGUGCAAGAGGUGCGAUGCGUCUGGCUGCCUGAAGUGUGACGUGCGGGGGCCCGGGACCUGCGACCAGGUGGCUUUCUGUGCUUCAGGGCAUCCUGUGGGGUGGACUUUGUCCAAUGGAAGCUACGGAAGCUGUGCAAGAUGCUCUCCACAUUGUCACAGCUGUGGAAUUGCAGGACCCGGAAGAUGUGAUGCUGCCGGGUGUGCCUUCGGCUUUGGGAUCGCUCAGGGCAUUUGCUCUCGCUGCAGAUGGCCUGGCAGAUGUCGAGAUUGCGAUGUGCCUUGGCGGUGCAAGGAGUGCGUGCCUGGCAAGCACUUGACACCUGAUGGCCAGUGCGUCACCUGCGCCGCAAACUGCCGCACCUGCAGCGAGGAGGGGAUGUGCGACAAAGCUAGCUGUGGAAGAGGCUACGGCCUCACGCACGAGAGCCUGUGUGAGCCAUGCGCAGAUCACUGCCACUCCUGUGCAAAUGCUGGAGCCGGUAGGUGUGACUCCGGUUCUUGCGCGUUGGGCUUCGGCCCGAGUGAGAAUCAGACGUGUGAGGCGUGCGCCGAACACUGCGAGUCUUGCAAUCAGGCCGGCUCGCGCCUCUGUGACCUGGGACGCUGCAAGGCAGGAUACGGCCUUGACGCCUUCGAAUGCAGGCCGGAAUCUGUGUCCCGAGCCUCCCUUGGGCAUGUGCGGGAGGCACUGCCAAAGGCAGAGGAGGCCAGGGGGACGCUGGUUGUCCCCAUGGCGGUUGUGAACGGCAGCGAUCACUGCCUUGGUCUCCUGGACGUCGAGCGAGGGCAGCUUGUGGGCACCCCAAAGUUUUGCAUGCCCUGGGACAACACGGUCGGCCUCCAAUGCAGCUUUGACAGCCACCGUGGGAUGCUCCACUUCCAUGAGAACAGCUUCCUGCGGAGGAUCUCCUUGGAUUCCUGGAUUCAAGUGGCGCACCAGCCGUUGGGCUCGCACCUGCAUGUUCUGUCCUUUGACCCCAGCAUCCCCGACCUCGUGGGCGUGAUCCACGUCUUCGAGGCCAAGAUGUCCUACGUCGUCUCAGUGUCCGAGGACGCAUCCCUCUCCUUCUGGUCUAGCCAGUGGCACUAUGACCCGACCUGGGGCUACAACACCAUGGCGGCAUGGCUUGGGCGAGUCAUUGUGCCAACGAGCAAGUUAGCCUUCCGAAGCGUCCAUCGUGCUGCGGCCUUUGAACCGCCCGGAGUCACGAUGAGUGGCGUUGCUUCCAUGAUUGCCACGCGCUUCGAUGAAGAGACUGGCGACAUGUGGGCCAUAGGUCGGAACACGAGCGUGGGUGAAGCUCGUGACGCUGAUGAGUUGUUCUUGUACCGCCUGGAGUUUCAGCCACCUGACGGCCUUAGUGGUCUUGGCGGCCGGGAUCGCGUUGCGAGCGCUACCCGCCGCUGCGCGUUGCCGGGCUUGCAAGGGGUCUUUGAGGGAGAUCGAGGUACGUACAGCUUCCUAGCGCAAGGGCAUCUUUACGUCGUAGCUGCCCCAUCCGAGCAUCACAUUCGAGAUACACUCUGUCGUAUCAACAUACGCGACUGCAGCAUGCACAUCUACAAUUACUCGUUGCGCAAGAAUCUGAACAACGACUGGACCUGCAUUGCGGACAGAGCCGGCUUGCUGCUGGAUGGUGUGAUUCAUCCAUUGUCGGCGCUGCCAGCGCCUGUCGAGGUGGAAGCUCCACCCGCUGGAGUCCCAUCAGGCUAUGGCUGCCAUCGACACCCGCAGCAAGGCAUGUAUGCUCAAGCAGAGUACCAGUUUCGACACGUCAACCAAAAGUGUCUCGGUCGCCUUGCGUCCUCCUUUACUCCCGAUAAAAGCCGUGGCACUUGCCUGGAAGCUGCUGAAGCUUUCGCGAGUGUAUGUGAGGAGAUAAGCGGGAAACUGUGCAAGCUGACGAUCAGAUCAGGGGCUUCCUUGUCCUGGACUCGUGAGACGGUCGACUGCGUGCCUCGUGCAUGCACGGUGCUGGAUUUGCACCGACUGGCACAAGAAGACGAGGUUAUUUACCGGUGGUGCCCGACUCUACCUUUGAUGUCUGGCCAGUUCUUGUACCAGUGCCGCCUCCAAUUCAGCUGUUCAAGCACAUUUCGGCAGAAUACUACAGUAUCUACAAUCACGACUGCAACUCCAACCAUCACUCCAACACCCACUGCAAACCUCAGCCGUGGCGGUGCAAAGCCUGUCUUUGAGGCAGCUGGGCUUGUGGAGCCCGUGCCCAGCACGUCAGGUGAGACUCCAGAUACUCCACAUCACUUCUCCAUUCUGGCCGGUGGUACAGGACUCCCCUUUGCCUUCAUGUGCAUCCUUUUCGUUGGGAUGGCUUGGUGCUGUUGCUGGCGUUCGAUUCUAUCCCGAGCACGUCCUCAACUUCGUGACAUGGCUUCAUUUGAUCACGAGCUGGCGGCGGGGUUGACGAUGGAUUUUGAUGCCGAUAUGCCUCAGACGGCAGCGUACAUGGAGAUUGAGGAAGAAAAGGAGAAGCCAGUCGCUAGACGCGCUCUUCCUACCACGUAG